GUAAAUUUUUACGCGGUACGCAACGGACAUGUGAAAAACUGUGUAUGUGCAAGUGAUGGAGUUGUAGUGGAAAUGUUUACAAUGUAGACAUGGGAGCCACCUCCGCUGUUUGUCAUUCAAUUUUAACGAAUUUGCGUCCGAUCCUGCCGCCAAUUCACAAUACAAUAUUCAGUUUAAUAUGCGGUUCAUGCCUUGCGACAUUCUUCUGACCUGCAAAACUAUCAAGAUCAUCCCCCAAUCAACAUUCACCACUUUGCCACAGGCAAAUCAUUAUAUAUCCAACUAACCCCCAACAAUUGUUUCAGACGUAAUUAUGCCGACUACAGCUGAACGACCACUAGUUAAAACUAUGUAGUCGUUGAGGUGAGCAACACUGUACAAGUGCGAUGUCACAGAGAGUAAAGAGGCCUAACCGUACUGAAGAUGGCUCUGUUCCUGUUAAAAGGCGCAAGCGGACGCCGGCGGAAGAGGAGGAAGCGGCCACCCUGGCGGCAGGGGCGGCGGCGGCGUCGACGUGGCAGCCGCCCCGCUCAAACGACCUGAAAACUAUCUACAAUCGCACGACGACAGAAGCGCCGGCCGAAUUGUUCCGCAAGGAUCUGAUCAGCGCAAUGAAGCUUCCCGAUUCGGAACCUUUGGCUGCCGACGAGUAUUGGGUCAUCUGCGAUCAGUGGAAGCAGGAAUGGGAGCGGGGCGUUCAGGUGCCGGUCAAUCCCGAUUCCCUCCCCGAACCGAGCGUCACGGUCAAUCACUGCAACAGUUUUAAAGUGCGACACGAGUUCAAACUGCCGAAAAACAAGUACGUGCGCAUCACGAAGGACGACGCGUUCGAUGCGGAACAGCACGAAUUUUCUACGGCGCCCGCCCAAGCGGAGGCGGCGUGCGCCUACGACCUGGACGAAUCCGACAUCUCGUGGUUGAAGGUGAUGAACUCUGAGCGCGCCCUCGCCGGUCUCGCUCCCGUCUACGAGGACCAACUCGAACGAGUGAUCGAACGGUUCGAAGAGUGCUGCUGGGACAAGAUCCAGUCGAUACUGCGCAACGAAGAGGGCCUCGGCAUCGAGUACGAUGAGAACGUUAUAUGCGACGUGUGUCGGUCGCCGGACAGUGAGGAGGGCAACGAGAUGGUGUUCUGCGACAACUGCAACAUCUGCGUGCACCAGGCCUGCUACGGCAUCACCCAGAUACCGGACGGACAGUGGCUGUGCUGCACGUGCAACUUGCACAAGCGGCCCGAGUGUGUGCUGUGUCCCAACAAAGGUGGCGCCAUGAAAAGUACUAGAUCCGGCCAGAAGUGGGCGCACGUCUCGUGCGCGUUGUGGAUACCGGAGGUGAGCAUCGGCUGCGUCGAAAAGAUGGAGCCAAUCACCAAGAUCUCGAGCAUACCGGCCAGUCGGUGGGCGCUGAUAUGCGUACUGUGCAGGGAACGCGUCGGGGCGUGCAUCCAGUGUUCGGUCAAGACAUGCAAAACCGCCUACCACGUGACUUGCGCGUUUAAACAUGGCUUGGAGAUGCGGGCGAUCAUCGAGGACGAGAACGCCGACGACGGGGUCAAGCUGCGCUCGUACUGCGAAAAGCACAGCAAGAGCAGCAAGAAGGAGAAGAGCGUGUGCUCGGGCUCCGAGGACGACGACUGCAAGCGGAAGAAGCGCAAGGACAUGACGUCGGAGGAGAAGAACCAGGCGCGGGCUGCCCGUCUCCAGGAGAUCGAGGCCGAGUUUUUUAAACACGUCAGCGUCAAGGACGUGGUCAGCAUACACCUGGACGUGGACAACGACGCCCUGCACUACAUCUACAAUUAUUGGAAGCUGAAACGCAAGUCGGGCCACAACAAGCCGCUGCUGCCACCCAAGUCCGAAGACGUCGACAUGAUCUCGCAUAAGCGCGAGCAGGCCGACCUCGAAAAGAUGAAGAUGUUCGUUCAGCUGCGACAAGACUUGGAGCGAGUGCGCAACUUGUGUUACAUGGUAAGUCGACGAGAAAAGUUGUCGCGGACGUUCUUCCGCAUGCGCGAACAGACCUUCCACAAACAGGCGGAAGUUCUCGACUCGUCCAGCACGCUGCCCACGACCGUCAUUCAGGCGGUCAUCGAGGCCAACCACGGGCCCUCCAUUUACGACAGGUUGUACUCUCACAACGAAUCGGAGGACCACACGCACGACUUCGACGUGAUAUUGGCGCGAAUAGCCGGUCUCAAGUCGCCGCCGAGUGGAGACGAACGCAAACCGGAAAUUAACGGACUAUUCAAGGACGUGAAGAACAAUCCUUAUAAGAAGCUGUACUUUAACGGUUCCUCGAAGCGACGAAGCGGCAGUUUGUAUGGCAGCGGCAUGUCCAGCUCGAGCAGCGGAGACGAACGUGCCACCAAGGACAAGGAGAACCGAUUGCACAGCAGUUCGGAAGACGAGAAGCCGCCGACAGUCAAUCAGCCGUCGAAGAAGAAAACAUCGGUCGCAUCACCUGCGAAGAAGUCUCCGAACAAACCGGAGCGCAAGAAGAAACAGGUAAUCUCGAAGGCGAGAGUGGACAGCAGCAGCGAAGAGGAACAAGCCAAGUGUCCGCGAUCGCGACUCAGUCAGGUGGCGCGAGAACUAGCCGAUUCGGCCAGUGACAGUGACGAACUGAUGCCAAUCAGGCCCAGCAAAAAGGACAAUAUCAAAUGCAUGUCGUCGAUAUACUCGGAUAGUGAUAGUUCGGACAUGUCCGCCAAGAACGACGACAAAUCCUCGAACGCAACCAACGACUCGCAAAGUAAAGUCAGAACUAAAGCGGCGGUCAAAGAGUUUUCGCACAAGCCGUCGUCAUCUAAAAAUGCAUCGUCUUCGUCGAUGGCAACGUCGACGACGACGCCGGCAUCGACAACGACGACGAAAACCAAUGCGAGUCAGGAGACGAAGAAGAAGACGACGACAGCGUCGACGACGAAAGGGGACGACGCCAAAAGGAAGAAGGACUACGUGCCUUCCGAUCUCAUUGUUCCUCAACGACAGGCAGCUAAAAAGGCGACGGAAAAUCUCAAAUCCACCACGUCGACGAGGGUGAAAGAACAGGUUUCAGCGCCCGAGGAUCCCGCCAAGACAGAAGAGAAGGAUAAACCGGAGAAGAGUCACAAACAGAUUGGCAAGACAAAACCGAAGCCGGUCAAGGAGACGAAAGAGUCUCCGACGAAGGAAGUACGCAAGGAGAGUAAACCGCACGGCGACAUAUUCGAUCUCGACAAGGAAAUGGAUAAGGUCGACAGUCAGGAGAUUUUGGCGUACGUCCCGCAAAGACAAGCCGCGAAGAAGGCGGCAGAACAUAUCAAAAGUGGUUUGGGCAAACCGGUUGCCAACACGGACGUCAGCGGUGACGGCGACAAAAGCAAAAAGGAUGCAGAACCGCCGCCCAAAUUUAAAAGGGACAACGUCGACGGCCCUCGAACGACGCUCAAGAAAGAGCCCGAGCCGGAUAAGGUGGAAAAGGAGAAACCUCCGGCCAAAGUGUCCGAAAAUAAGCGCAAGUCUUCCUCAGCCAGCAGUUCGUCUUCCUCAUCGAGCUCUUCCAGCGAUUCCUCGAGCAGCUCGAGUUCAGAGAGCGACGAGGAACCGACAGCGAAAUCAGCACCUACGCGAUCGGAGAGUCCCCGGGAGGCGACUAAGCGGAGCACUGCCAAGGACUGGCCCUUUCUUGACAAGGGUACCAGACCAGCGGCAUCCUCCUCAUCGUCGGACUCUAGCGAUUCCAGUGCCGCCUCCAGUCCACGUCGCAAGUCCGCCUCACCACAACCACAACCUAAGGCGGAACCUGCGCGUACCCCAGAAGUUAAGCAACCUGCCACUAAGUCCCAUACAAAAAGUCCUGAUAAGAAACAACCUGCAUCGUCGCCUGCUAAAAGAGAGGAACACCAGCAGCCACGUGCCCGUGGUCGAGGACGGCCGCCGAGAGGCAGGCCGCGGGCACCAUCCAACACUGGUGGUCGGAUCGGAGAUGCUAAUGUCCGGUCUGGAGAUAUGUCUGAUGGCCAACGUGUCUCUGGUUCCCCUCGGAAGGGAAAACUCGCCGCAGGAGAUGACCCGCCGGAAAAGGAAACUGCCCCUGCCACUGCCGCUGCCCCUCCCGCUGCCGCAACCGAUUCAAGAAAGUUACUCUCUCCGAUCCGGAAAACGGACCAGAAGCUGAAGGAGGAGGAACGACUGUCCGCCGUCUCCAUCAUCGAGAAGGAGAUUUUGGAACGGAAAGCAGCAGGCAAGGAGAAAUCAUCCAAAGCUCGAUUUACUCUCGACAAACUCUUUGGCAGUCCCGACAAAAAACUAUCAGAUUCGCCCGAGAAGCGGGAAAAAUCGCCCCACAAAACAUCACACCAACAACAUUCAUCAAAAUCUAACGAUGAAACGACCAAGUCGAGAACUAGUUCACCAGAAAAGCUGACCAAAUACAACGAAUCGUCGUCGUUAACUGACAAGGAUAAGACAAAUCUGUGCGACUCUGAAAAACGAUUGUCUGUCGAAAAAGAACAGAGCAAGGAACCUGAAAAACACAAGUUAGAACCUCUCAAAAAAUCACCCAAAAAGUCCCCGACCAAGACCAAGAGCAUCGAUGAUAUCUUUGCGAACAAACUACCCGAGGCAAACAAACACGUGUCAACGAUCGAGGAGUACACUGCGACAAAACAGACGGAAGACAUGACAGCUGCCGAUAAAAUUAUCGAAGAAGAUCUCAAGAUGCAAAAGUCGAAAGACAUCAUGAACGCCGCCUCCACUGAAAUCGACUUACCCACUUUCCAACCGUUGCACGAAAAAAGCGAUGUCAACAAACUACCUGAUUUGGUUCAAAACCAUUUGAUGACUUCGUCGCAGAACACGUCCAAAGACAGCGAAAUCGAUUUUGAUCUUGAUAACUUUGGUGAUUCGAAAGAGGAAGAGAUCAUGACAAGUUUAAUGCCGUUCACGGCGAACAUUCCUAUGAUGAAGGGCGACACGAAGGAGGACAGUGCCCGAGAAACGCUCAAUUUGGUGGAGAAACUGCGCAUGGGCUUAUCGAAGUCGACCAGUUUGUCCAAGUCCAGUACCGACGCGGACGAAGUACAAAAUACCGAGAUGGACAAAAUCGAACAACCGCCGCAACAAAUAAUUCCACUUGUAGAUCAUCAUGUGCCUGCUCCGUCCGAGAAUCUCAACGUGCUGAUGCCUCGGCCCGAUGAAAUUACUUCGAUGAAUCUUACAAACAAAGUGACGAUACCGACCGACAAAUACGACUACAAUGCCGGUUACACUCCUGUCGGCGCAGAGAGGAACGAGAUGUUCGGCAUUGGUAAAAACGUACCUGUCCCGCAGCCCAAUCAGAGUCUGUCCGACCACAGCAUAUCGAUACAGGGCGACGAGCGAUGGGUGCCGCCCAGCGGCGACUCCUAUCAGAACAUUCAGGUGGCCGAGCCGACCAACUACUUAAACGAUUCGCUACCUCAUAUUAAUCAACAGUUCUUGCAACAGAACUAUCCCUCUACGAACGACCAUCACAAGCCGACGCCGCCACCGCCACCAGUAGCUCCGUUGCCAGUCCUGUCGGAAGCGAGGUUGCAAGAAGAGCCGAUAAUCAAGAACCAAUCACCCAUCACCACCUCUUCGCACGAUCGCACCAGAAUCUCACAGAACCUCCUGAUCGAUCCCGCUUCCAUGGACUGCAUGCCCAGCCCGUCACCGUACGCCGACAUGCAUCCGCAGGCCAAGUGGGCCGACAGUGCGGUCAUUCCCAACCGUCGAUCGUCUUCGAGCUCGGUCGCCUCCACCUCCAGUACCGGAUCCCGGAAAGGCGACGCGGACGACGAACCAAACAAACUGAGAAACGACUUGAUGAACCAUCCGCCGAUGCAAAUGCCUCCUUACAUGGAACUGCCUUAUAUCCCUUACUCGGAGUUCGUUCCACCAGUCAGUUUGUUCCCACCGCCGCCUAACGUUAAUACUCAGCUGCCAUUCUCGACGGCGGGUUCGGCGAUGUAUCCACCGCAAUUUGGAGCUCCCUAUCCAACGCCGCAUCCGAUACCUCCGACGCCGAAACCGGUGGAGGACACCAUGCCACCGUACUCGUCAACGGCGUGCACGGCUGCCUUCACGUCCUCCCAACACAACAUGGCCCUCACAGCUGCGAUGGUCAAUCUACCGACGCCCACUUCCAAGUCGACCGACCAAAGUUUGUCAGAUCUGACCGGUCCCGUUCCGACCGAGCCGAUCCCCCCGCCACCGUGUGACCAACCACCGGCGACUGUCGCUCCACCGUCGUUGCCGAUCGUAUCGCUGCAACAGCCGGUUUUGGUCGCCGAAGACAACAUCAUUCCGUCGCCGGCGCAGAGCAACAUGACACCUACAACCACCGCCACGCUACCGUCUCCCAGUUCAUCGGUUAAAUCGAACAGUUCGAGCGUUGCGGUGGCGUCGGCAGGUAAAAAGUCCCCCAGCAAACCGACAAGGACGUCAGCCAGGGUCACGUCCCAAAUGAACAAGUCGCCGAACAAAAGCCCCGGCAAGAGUCCCCGACAAGAACCGCCAGUCAAGCAGUCGGGUCGGGGCCGAGGAGAAGGCAAACGGGGAUCGGGUAAAUCGGGAACUGUGCGUAACAGCACGGCCGCGUCGAGGGGACGCGGAAGAGGCAGAGGACGGGGUCGUAGCAGUCAUCACGACCACGAAUUUCCCUCCAACAUACACAACAAGCUGGUCGGCACCGUCUACGAUCUGGACUUUGACGAUGACGUUUCUAACGACAACAUGACUGAUCUCAAAUCGAUGCGCGAAAGGAGGAAAUCCGUCGACGUGCACGAACGUAAAUACGAUUCGAUCAUCUCGCGCAUUUCUCCCCAACUUUCGCCGAAAUUUUCGAGUCCGUCGCAGACGGGACACAAAAAUCGCGGCAGCUACAACGCCGAUCUGCGGGAACUGCGACCGCCCACUCCCAUCCAGAGCACGCCCACUAAACCGGAUAUCCUGGCCAACACCACCUCCUCGAACGAUAGCAGGACCGCUCCGAUGUUUGUCCAGCCAGUCUUACCUGGUCCAGUCGACAUGCGCACUUACAACAGUUUCAACGACAGCGAGAAUCUGUUGACCGGCUUCGAAACUGCCGAGAGUCGCGUGCACGAGGACAUCGACGAGGAGUUCGAGAAGGAAUUGCAUUCGGCGCUUUCGGCGAAGAAGCCGGCGGAACCGCAGCCCCAGGUCGAGAUCAGCACCAUAAAGGUGUCGCUGUCGGACACGCGUAACCAACUCAAGUUCAAGAUCAAAGGCCCGAUCGCCAACAACUAUACAACGGCGAGCGUGACGCCGUCUCCGGCCACACCCACCGUCGAACCCGUCGUCUCUAACAUCGCAUGCAAUUCCGUGCAGAACAACGCCAUGAGCAACGCGUGCAUGUCCACCGGUUCGUCCAACUUGAGGAGGAUGCGCAAGAAGGAAUUGCUGCGCCAAUACUGGAGCAGCAACGACAUGAACCAGGCCGAUCCCAACAGCGCUAGUUCGAAUACGAGUUCCGCGAUUCCGGCGACGCCGACGGUUAACCGAACCGUGAUUACCAUUCCGAAAGCGGUGGCCUCGAUGACGAGCAUUCCCACCAGGGACGACUACAGGGACUAUCAGAUAGACGACUUGCCCGAGGUCAAGUAUCACAAGAAGGAAUCGAAACGGACAAGCGGUUUGAGCAGAGAACUCAAACAGCUCGACUUGAAGUCGGCGUUCUUGCCCGAUGACGAUGGCGUUUCGGAGAGGAGAAGAAGUCUGGGUAGUGCCGGUGGCAACGCUGCACUUUCGACCAGCCUGGACUCGGUUCUGACCAACAAGAGGCGCGGACGACCACCGAGGCCGUCGCAACAGGGCGGCCAACAAGUAACACCCAAGCUAAAGAUCAAAAUCGGGGCGAACAACAGCGUCGUAGACAACAGCAAAGAAGAAGACCGCCGGGAUCGGAUUCGGCCGCCCAAGAAACGUCACUCUGCCACCGUGGCCACGCCUUCCCUGGACGAUUUGCGCCGGGAGAGCAUGAAGUUCCGCAAGCGAAUGAUGGCUGAUCUCAAGUGCGACGUGAUCAAGAAGAAGAAAAAGGACAAGAGUGAGAAACGGAAAAAGAAGCGGGAGGACAAACAUCAGAUCAGGAUCAUCCAGGACGACAAUCCGACGAAGCUGAUCAUACGGAUUGGCAAAAAACCGAGUGAGGGAAUGGCCGACGGCGCCGGUGGUGUCGUAGGUGCCGGUGAGAAAAGCAGCGGCGCCGGUGGGAACGCAGGUGAGCAUGCGGCCAAGGAGCCGACGACGACGAUACCCAAAAAAAUUGACGGUGCAAGCGGUAAGACGGAUGCGGUACCUGAAGCGACGACACCUUCGGGAAGCGGCUUGAAAGGUCGGUCGCCCCCGCCACCGCCUCCACCGAAGGUGACGCCCAUCAAGCUGAAGCUGUCGCGGUGCCAGGAGGGCUCCGGUUACGUCAUGAAGCCGACGACGUCGCAAUCCGGAUCGGAGACGACGGCGGAGGAGACGCAGGCGGUCCAACCGGGACAGCCCCCUCCCGCAGCGCCGCCCCCGCUCAGCGCCGCUCCGCUGCCCCUCAACAAAGACUGUGAAGUUAGAUGAUAGUCGUGUAUUGUACCAUAAUAAAUCUGUAUUGUCUGGAUCUGUAAUAUAUUCGAUUUUUACGUAAGUAAGAUAGUAGAGAAAGAAGAGGAGUGUGUACAUAGGACUUGAAAGACUAUUAAUUAAAUAAUACAAAUAGAGACGUUCGCGCUCGCGCUGCCCGACGCAGCGACCUGUUUUACACCACCUGUUUAAAAAAUCCACGUUGUUAAGCUGUCUAGUGUAUGUGUAGGCUAAGCGAGCACAUGUAUGUCGUUUAUUUCAGUGUACAAAGUCAAUUACAGCCGCAAACGUGUAACCAUAUUUUUGUACAUAUUGUAAGUUAUGGUAUUUGUGAAUAUACAUAGUACUAAUUUAUAUAUUUCAUUUUAAAUGAUUAACUCGUGUUGACAAUUUUGAUAGGUAGAUCGUUAUAGAUUUUCAUCAAUUGUACAGAACAAAUGGCUUGAGUGCAAUUUUAGUGGUUGUUGUUAUGAGAGCCAUUAAUUUUAUUAUUAUUAUUAUUAUUAUUAAUAUUAUUAUUAUGUACAGUGUCUUUUUUUAUUUCUAACUCGUUGUCGAAUCGAAUCGAUGGUGUAGUAUAAAUUUACUUAAAAGAUUUUUAUCGACUAUAUAUAGUUAUAAUUUUAUUUUUUUAUAUCUGAUAUAUGUUUUUAUAAGUGUAUGUGUUGUAUAUUUUUACUUCAAGUAUUAAAGCACAAGCCAUUUGUUGUUUCAUGUUACAUGAUACAAAUAAUAUAAAUAAAUAUGAAACAGUUGACAGUUUUCUAUUCCGAAACCGAUCCGUUCGACCGAUCGAUCGCGAUCGUUCGUUCGAUCAUUCGAUCGUUCGUUUAUAUUACCUAUAUCACUGUAAACUCGCGCACAACAAAACCUCCCUUGUUUUUGUAAUUUUAUUCUUGUACAUUUUUGUUUGUAAAUCGAAUUGUAAAGUUCAGUGUAUAAAGACAUUUUAAAAUUGAUUGAUUAAUUAAUUGAUUGUACACAUAGUAAAUUCAUAAUUAUAUCCAGUUUUAUAAAAUUGUGUUGUGAUUUAUCAAAUCCUAAUUCGGCCUCUGUUUUUCAUUUAUUUUUUUAUUUCAUUUUUAAAUUUUUAUCUAUUAUUGCCACAUUGUUGUUAAUUUUAUAAAUUGAGUAUCGAUCCCUUAAAAUUAUAACGAACAGAAACUCUACUUAAAAGAAACCUUGCAACCAUAACAUUUGUUCAUUCAUAUUCAUAGUUAUUUUUUAAUUUAUGUUGAAUAAAUUAUUUAUGAUA
Aethina tumida (small hive beetle) is the source of this 9846-nucleotide messenger RNA. RefSeq names its product PHD finger protein rhinoceros (gene rno). Gene Ontology annotation, biological process: regulation of transcription by RNA polymerase II. The transcript has 5 exons. NCBI's taxonomy places the organism in Eukaryota, Metazoa, Arthropoda, Insecta, Coleoptera, Nitidulidae. The record is from RefSeq and is a predicted model, not a curated record. The coding region runs from base 387 to 8588 and encodes 2733 amino acids.